AUUUUUAAUAUUUAAAUGGGAGGACAUCAUAAGAAGAACAUUCGAGCCGAAAAGGCCAAAGUUAAACUAAAGGGUGCUAAAUUGCCAAAAGGUCUUAAUAUCACAAAAACCGAUUUCAAAGUUAGGAAAAUUGUUAUCAAAGAACAACUAGCAGAGUCGCAAGUUGAGGAUGGGAAAAGAAAACUUAACAUAAAAGAAACUCUCAGCCGACUGAAGCACAGUAGUUCUUCUUUUCGCUCCGAAGCGUUGAGAAACCUUCGGGAGUCUAGUUUCACUUCGGAUGACAUCUUUCGGCAUCUGGGUGACCUUAUCCAAUCGAUUGCUGCCAUCAGUCUUGAUGUCGACAAGGACACACGUCGGGAAUGUUUCAAAACUAUGAGUAGUUUACUGGCCACACUUCCCACCGAAGCGGUGGAACCAUUCUUUCAAGCAUUGUCUUCGUAUCUUCGGUGUGCAAUGACCCACAUCCAACCUUCCAUUCAGGAAGACUCCCUUCUAUUCCUAGACGUACUUUUGCUGCAUGUGCCAAUGUUGGUUGCUGCCAACAGUACAAAGAUAUUCCAGAACUUCAUUGAUAUGAUUUCAAAGAUCCGCACUGAUGCCAAACCUGGACGUACACUCACCACAAAUAUGGGCAACAAGACAACAACAAUCCAAUGGCGAAGCAAGGUCCUCGAGCGCCUACAGGGAAUGCUCAAGACUCUAAUUGAGAAUCAUCGCAAUCGCUUGACAAUCUCGUCCAAUGAGCGCAGCUCCCAAUACAAAAUCACAAACACAUUUAGUCCGAAUCAGCCUCAGUACUUUCCUCUUGUGAAAUGGCAACUGAAUGAGAACUGUGAUCUGUCGCAGAUCUUCAACAAGUCUAUCAGCGAGAAAUCGGCCUCCAAGGCAGACGAGAGCUCCAUACUGAAGGGAUACAUAGAACAUCUGAUGCCACUGCUCUUUGAAUCAUGGUUAGAAGUGCGCACAACCGAAAAAGAAAUUUCCUCGGAAGUGAUUCUAUCUCACGAUGCAGCUAAUACACUUAAGAUUGUCCUUGAAAUUCUUCAAAAUCUCUGGAUACUUACAGAAAUGGUUGAAGCCGAGAUCAACAACACGGAUCUAAGCACAUGGUUUCGUAAGAUGUACGCUGAUAGUUUUGUUGCAAAUUUCCUGGGUAUCUUUCCCUACAAGCAAGCUGAAGGCUCACGUCUAGCGAAGUCCAAAUCCAAAGGAGCUCCGAGUGAGAAGGAAGUUCUCGAAGCUGGGGGUCAGUAUUGCUUGCUUCAGAAUACAACUCUUGCUUAUUUGAUGUGUGUCUUCUAUGAGAAUAAGUUGGAUAAGAAUGUGGAAAAAGUGAGUGAGAUGUUGCGGUUUCUCACGAAAAUCGUUUCGGAGAUAAAAAGUACCCAUUUGGAUAGCUUCCAGUGCCUUGAGAAAGCCUUGCGUGCAAAUUUAUACCUAAGUGGUUUGACACUGUUGCGCUAUGACGCGGAGAACACAAGAGCCUUGUUGAGGACGGUAAUAAAAUCUGCCCAGAAAGGACUCUUUACCAAAGAAGGGUCGACAAAGGUAUUGAUUUUGUUAUGCGACAUUGUGUCCUCGCCCAAGUUGUACUCUUUAUAUGGGCCAACCGAAUUCGAUUCUUGGCUGUCAGACCUGCCCAAACAGGUUCUUCUGAGACCGAUGGUGCCACAGGAAGCUCUUUUAGCUCUAUCCAAUCUUGGAAAGCAGAAAAAUGCUGUGUUUCUUAAAGCACUACCUUCUAUCAUCGACACAGUUAUUGAAAAUAUUCAAAAAGUCCAAGUUACUGGGAGUGAAAACGCAUUUGAGGGAAAGAAAUUGAUAAUGAAUCUAUUUUUCUGGACGGAUCGUUAUAGUCCUGAAGUUCAAAAGAAGCUGAUAGAUCAAAUUGAUAAAAAUGUAACCGAUAAACGAAUUGCAAGCUACUUUAAGUUUAUUGUGACAAAAUAAAACACCAAUUAAAAAUGUGGUUAUUUCUUGGAUCAAUAGAUAUUCAAUUGGAUCCAAGUGCA
Messenger RNA from Eupeodes corollae, 2015 nucleotides. RefSeq names its product testis-expressed protein 10. Gene Ontology annotation, cellular component: nucleus; MLL1 complex. NCBI's taxonomy places the organism in Eukaryota, Metazoa, Arthropoda, Insecta, Diptera, Syrphidae. The coding region runs from base 16 to 1953 and encodes 645 amino acids. The transcript is spliced from 4 exons. The record is from RefSeq and is a predicted model, not a curated record.